Molecule: messenger RNA, 901 nt
Organism: Boleophthalmus pectinirostris (great blue-spotted mudskipper)
Lineage: Eukaryota; Metazoa; Chordata; Actinopteri; Gobiiformes; Gobiidae
Gene: hcar2
Product: proteinase-activated receptor 3
Exons: 1
Coding region: 26-901 (291 amino acids)
Biological process (GO): phospholipase C-activating G protein-coupled receptor signaling pathway; positive regulation of Rho protein signal transduction
Cellular component (GO): membrane
Molecular function (GO): G protein-coupled receptor activity
Source: RefSeq, a predicted model, not a curated record
CUGGUGCCUUUGGAAGAAACCUGUGAUGGAGCUCCUCUACAUAAACUCCUCAUUGCUCUUCAUUUCUCAUAGACCCGGUAACACCACAGAGGAGAAGACAGUCUAUGAGCUUUGUAUAAAAAUGCCUGCUGUCUUGAUCUGGUAUCUGACACUACAGUUCAUAAACAUGUUCCUCGGGAUUCCAGCCAACAUCAUGGUGCUGUGGCUCAUCCAUAAAAACAAAGGAGACUCGUCUACCUCUGAUAUUUUCAUUCUCCAUCUAGCCAUAUUGGAUGUUUUCUUCUGCCUCAUACCACCUCUAGAACUGGCCAACAUAGUCUUCCUGACCACCAGCAGCACUUGGUAUGUUCUGCGUUUCUUCUAUGGCAUAAAGGACUCCUCUCCUCUCUUUUUGUCAUGCAUCUGCCUGGACCGCUACAUGGCUGUGGUCCAUCCCAUAACAUUCACAGAGCUUAAAGACCGCAAGCACAGAGCAGUUCUUGCCAUUUUGGUCUGGCUUGUCAUUUUAGCCUAUGCUGCAGCAAAGUGUGUAGGCAACAUUGUCAACUUCGAGAAGGUGUUCACGGGAAUGAUCCUUGCAGCAUUUGGCUUCAUGGUUUUCUGUAACAUUGCCAUUUUGUGGGCGCUGCGUCAGUCUGGGCCAGGCAGAGAUGAAAUGCAUCCAGUGAAGAAGAGAGCAUUCAAAAUGGUACUGAUUAUCCUGGCCAUUAUUGUGUUCAACUACUUCCCCCCUGUGGCCCUGUUCCCCUUUCAAGAGUACUUCUCUCCUGAUGUUUUCCGUUGCUACAUUCACUAUGUGGCAUUUGGUUUGAUGGACUUCAGCAGCAGCAUUCAGCCCAUGCUCUAUCUGUCCAAAGAGCUGCCCCUGAGACUGAACUGCUGUCAGACCAGUCAAGCAUAG